AUGGGUAAGUCACCGAAGGCAGCGGAUCAGGGCGACACGGGCGCCGGAGGUAAAAAGACAAAAGGUGAGGACGGAUUCAGCUUCGGAAUCGACGCCGAGGAGGUAGAGCCCACGGGCUCAGACUUUUCGAACGACAUGCCCACGCCGUUCGACAACUUUGUGGGGCAGGAUGAACAGAGUAAUCGGGCAGAGCUGCCAGAGAGCGGGCAGCCGGCAACCACACUAGCGCUACCUGCUGGCGGCGCGGGCAGCGGCGCGGGCCGCAAGUCGCCCCAAAAGAUGCAGCGGGCAGGCAUGCGACGGGCCGCGGGGGCGGGGGCCCCCAAGCAGCAGAGCGAUCCGGACAAGCUGAGCGACGCGCUGCUGUCUGCAGGCGUGGAUAUAAAAGAGGAGGAGGCGCUCCUGAGCUCCACCGUGACCACAAUGAAGUCCAACUCGCAGGUCUCCAACAGCCAGAUACCGCUGCAUCCCCCGUUCCUGCAUCCCUCCCACGUAGCCAGCAUGAUGAAAAAGGUCGCUGCCGAACAGAACUUCAACCAGGACUUCUCCAAGAGCUCGGAACUACUGAGCCUGAUGUCCACAGCAUGCGAACUCUACAUCCGCGACAUCAUCACGAACUCCAUCAUCAUCUCCCGCCACCGGCGCAAGGCCGUCAAGCUCAAUUCGGGGAGGCGAAGCGAAACCACACGGGUCCUGCGGGACCUGGCCCUCAAGCAGCGCGAACAGGAAGAGCGCCGGGUGAAGCGCCGCAUAGCGCUGGGCCUGGAAAAAGAGAUCACAGACACUAAGCUCGAUAGCGGCGAGACGCUCCAUCGCGCAUCCAAUGCCACGGCCAACAUGAUGAUCGCCGGCGGGAAGAAAAAGUACAGCUGGCUCACGUCCGGCUCCAAGGUCAACGCCACGGACCUGAAGAACCCCGGCAAGGUCUCUUCUGCUGUUGCAGCGCGCGGCGACCUGGGCAUCAAGUUCCGAGAGGCGCGCGAGGAACCGGGCAUAGUCAUGCGUGACCUUCUCCACGCGCUCGAAAACAGGCGCGUCGGCGUAAAUAAUACCAUUGCUAAGGGCUAUGCAAGAAUAAGGGACUAG
Messenger RNA from Eremothecium gossypii ATCC 10895, 1086 nucleotides. It is a transcript of the gene TAF4, whose product is annotated as Taf4p. NCBI's taxonomy places the organism in Eukaryota, Fungi, Ascomycota, Saccharomycetes, Saccharomycetales, Saccharomycetaceae. The coding region runs from base 1 to 1086 and encodes 361 amino acids. The transcript has a single exon. Gene Ontology annotation, cellular component: transcription factor TFIID complex. Gene Ontology annotation, biological process: transcription initiation at RNA polymerase II promoter. The record is from RefSeq and is marked provisional. Gene Ontology annotation, molecular function: DNA binding; RNA polymerase II general transcription initiation factor activity.